Molecule: messenger RNA, 6430 nt
Organism: Balaenoptera acutorostrata (minke whale)
Lineage: Eukaryota; Metazoa; Chordata; Mammalia; Artiodactyla; Balaenopteridae
Gene: PIK3AP1
Product: phosphoinositide-3-kinase adaptor protein 1
Exons: 17
Coding region: 106-2523 (805 amino acids)
Biological process (GO): signal transduction
Cellular component (GO): cytosol
Molecular function (GO): signaling receptor binding; phosphatidylinositol 3-kinase regulatory subunit binding
Source: RefSeq, a predicted model, not a curated record
GGAGCCGGGCGCCCCUCCCGUUCCGCGCCAGGGACGUCGCCGGGCCCGCUCCGGCCCCGGGCCCCGCGCGCAGCGAGCCGGGCACGGAGGACUGCGGCCGGCGGCAUGGCAGCCUCAGGGAUGCUUGUAGGAUGCGACAUCCUCAUCGUUUACAGCUCGGAUGCUGAGGAAUGGUGCCAGUACCUCCAGGACCUUUUCCUGUCCAGUCGGCAGGUCCAUAACCAGAAGAUGCUGACUUAUAGGCUGGGCCCCAAGACCUCCUUCUCAGCCGAGGACCUGAGCUUCUUUCUCCGCACACGCUGCAUCGUGGUGCUGCUGUCUGCAGAGCUGGUGCAGUGCUUCUGCCAGCCGGCCCUGCUGCCCCUACUGCAGAGAGCCUUCCAUCCUCCGCACCGCGUGGUGCGCCUGCUCUGCGGGGUGCCCGACAGCGAGGAGUUUCUGGACUUCUUUCCAGACUGGGCACACUGGCAGGAGCUCACCUGUGACGAUGAACCUGAGACUUACGUGGCAGCUGUGAGGAAGGCCAUUUCUGAAGAUUCUGGCUGCGACUCAGUCACUGACACCGAGACCGAGGACGAGAAGAUCCUUCCCUACUCGGAGCAGCAGAGCCUGCCACCGAAGACUUCACCUGGGAACCUGAUGGUGGUGCAGCCGGACCGCAUCCGCUGUGGGGCAGAAACCACUGUCUACGUCAUUGUGAGAUGUAAGCUGGAUGAGAGGGUGACAACAGAAGCCGAAUUUUCUCCUGAGGAUUCUCCCUCGAUAAGGGUGGAAGCCAAGCUGGAGAAUGAGUACACCGUUUCCAUGAAAGCUCCCAACCUUUCAUCUGGGAAUGUUUCUCUGAAGAUAUAUUCUGGGGAUUUAGUGGUGUGCGAAACCAUUAUCAGCUAUUAUACUGACAUGGAGGAAAUUGGGAAUUUAUUGUCCAAUGCUGCAAAUCCCGUGGAGUUCAUGUGUCAGGCCUUUAAAAUUGUGCCCUACAACACAGAGACCCUUGAUAAACUGCUAACAGAGUCCCUGAAGAACAACAUCCCUGCAAGUGGGCUGCACCUCUUUGGAAUCAACCAGCUGGAAGAGGAAGAUAUGAUGACAAAUCAGAGGGAUGAAGAGCUGCCCACGUUGUUGCACUUUGCUGCCAAGUAUGGACUGAAGAAUCUCACUGCCUUGUUGCUCACCUGUCCAGGAGCCCUACAGGCCUACAGUGUGGCCAACAAGCACGGCCACUACCCCAACACCAUUGCCGAGAAGCACGGCUUCCGGGACCUGCGGCAGUUCAUCGACGAGUAUGUGGAAACUGUGGACAUGCUGAAGAGUCACAUUAAAGAGGAACUGAUGCAAGGGGAGGAGGCUGACGCUGUGUAUGAGUCCAUGGCCCACCUUUCCACAGACCUGCUCAUGAAGUGCUCCCUCAACCCCGGCUGUGACGAGGACCUGUAUGAGUCCAUGGUGGCCUUUGUCCCAGCUGCCACCGAGGACCUCUACGUUGAAAUGCUUCAGGCCAGUACAUCUAAUCCAAUCCCUGGAGAUGGUUUCUCUCGGACCACUAAGGAUUCUAUGAUCCGCAAGUUUUUAGAAGGCAACAGCGUGAGAAUGUCCAGUUUGGAGAGGGAGGUACACCAUCUUGGUCAGGAAGAAGAUGUUUAUCACACAGUGGAUGAUGAUGAGGCCUUUUCCGUGGACUUGGCCAACAGGCCCCCUGUCCCAGUGCCCAGGCCAGAGGCCAGUGCUUCUGGCACUCACCAGCUGUCUGACAAUGAACCAUACAUUUCUAAAGUUUUUGCAGAAAAAAGUCAAGAGCGGCCUGAGAAUUUCUACGUUACCUCAGAGAGCAUCAGGAAAGAGCCACCUGUCAGACCCUGGAGGGACAGGCCUCAGUCAAGCGUGUAUGACCCAUUUGCUGGGAUGAAAACUCCAGGCCAGCGGCAGCUUAUUACCCUCCAGGAGCAGGUGAAGCUGGGCAUCGUCAACGUGGAUGAGGCCGUGCUCCACUUCAAAGAGUGGCAGCUCAACCAGAAGAAGCGGUCUGAGUCCUUUCGUUUCCAGCAGGAAAAUCUUAAACGGCUAAGAGAUAGCAUCACCCGAAGACAGAGAGAGAAGCAAAAAUCAGGAAAGCAGACAGACUUGGAGAUCACGGUCCCAAUUCGGCACUCACAGCACCUGCCAGGGAAAGUGGAGUUUGGAGUCUAUGAGAGUGGCCCCAGGAAAAGCGUCUUUCCCCCAAGGACAGAGCUAAGACGAGGAGACUGGAAAACAGACAGUACCUCCAGCACAGCAAGCAGCGCGAGUAACCGAUCCAGCACCCGAAGCCUCCUCAGUGUGAGCAGCGGGAUGGAGGCGGACAACGAGGAUAAUGAAGCCCCCGAGGUUACCAGAAGUCGUAGUCCAGGCCCCCCACAAGUGGACAGCACACCCAUCGUGCCCCUUGAGAGGCCCCCCAGGGUGCCGCCCCGAGCCGCCUCACAGAGGCCUCCAACCAGGGAGACCUUCCAUCCUCCUCCGCCUGUUCCACCCAGAGGUCGCUGAUUCUACCUCCUAAAGCCUGCCUACUUCGGGACCUUGAGACUUGUGGUUUUCAGCCUGUUGAUGAUGUCUUCAUGUUGAGUUUUAUGGCCUGACUGCUGACCUUAAGACCCAAUCUCAUUGCUGAUAUUGUUGCGGCCCUGCUGGUCUGGGCUUUCCUUGAAGAAGAUAUUAUUAAGGCACAAAGAGGUGAAACUAAGGACUUCAUUCACCAUCAUCAAGUAUAUUGAUCCCUAUUCUUGUUUGCCAAGAGGAUGACGACUUAAUUGGAAUACUUACCUCUAAUUUGGCAUGUCAGGAGCCUGAAAAGAUUGUUCAGAAAUGUACAUUACAAGUGAUUUUACUGAAAUGCACUUAUAUUAGGUCUUACUUAUUUGCUAGUCCAAUCUAAUUUCUAGAAGUGAUUAUGAUUUGACUUACAGUAUCCAAGUAAGAAGAUAUGUCCUAAUUUUUAAAUGAUUCUUCAGCUUUUCUGUAGCUUCAGGAAGGUGUUUAAAUGCCAGGGCUGGUCACAUACAACAAACUCAAAAGGAUUUUAGAGAGGGAUUAGUCCUAACUCCUUUUAUAUAGAAGGCAAAUCUGAGGUUUCACAGAAGCCCGGAACCAAGAAUACUCAGUUGGUUAGAGGAAGAGGUGGGUCUAGAAUCAGGACCUGCUGAUUCCAGGUCACCAUACUUUCCAUCUCCAAAUAGCCAAGCUCUCUCCCUCAAGAAAUGCCCAGAUGUAGAAAUUUGGUCAGUGACUGACUAUUGGCCUUCCAGAAGUUUCCUCCUUCCAUACCUCCCAGGUAUGGGACUAUCAAGUAUUUGGAGCAUUUAUAAUUCAGUAUGCUUGCAAAACAGUGAUGUUACCAAAGAACAUCUAAAAAAUGGUUGGGAACCAGAAGCUUGGGAUGCCAGGGACCCCACUUAUUGCUCUGCAUCCUUAGAUGCAGAGCAGUAGAUCUUAGUUCUGGCCAUAGGAGAGAGGAGGACCCUCGACUUUUACUCUGCUGAGGGGUCAGAAGAAGAAGGAGGAACUUAAAAUAGAAAUAGUUAUCUAUUUCGUUAUAUACACGUUAUUACCACCAGGCUUAGGAAAUUUGUGCAGAGAAUGUAGAGCCUUAAACAUAUCAUUAAUUUUGAGUCCCUAGCACAUAAAUCUACCUUCAAAGCACAGGCCCUUAAUUGAUGCUUAAACAUACAGUAAAAUUAGUAUCAGACCUAUUUCUUUAAAAAUUGUCAGAAAUCUGGUGCUUCUCCAUGAAAUUAUUCUCCAUCCCACACAAAGAUAUAAAAGACAUACUAUUAAAGAUCCAUUUAAGUACAGUUUUAUUGGGUCCUUUUGUAAUGAUUAAUGGUUCUUUUUCAAUCAAAUUCCUCAGUCCAGCAAACAAGGACUUAUUGAAGUUAAUAGCUUCUGAGAUCUUGGGUUUUUGUUUUUCUGUUUUUUUUGUUUUGUUUUGUUUUUUCCUGACAUACAAUACACUAUUGGCGCUGGCCAUUAAGAGAGGAUUUGUGGAAAUUUUACCUACCACAAUGCCUGGCACAUAGUAGCCAUUUUGCAAUGGUCCCUUUACUCCUCUUGUCACUUAUCUGGGAGAAAUAGGGUAAUAUGAGAUAAAAGGAGAAUGAGAAAUACAAGGUUGGUAUGGUUAUCCUUCCCCUUAUUGAUAGUCUCUGUUUUAAGUACAUUUGAUCUUGAUAAAAGCUAUACUUUUAAAGAUAUUUAGUACCUCUAAGCUCCCUUUUGGAUGCGAAAUUUAGACUUUUUUUUUUUUUUUUACAUUCUUUGAUUAACAAGCAUUUAGAUCAGUAACAUGGCAAAACCUACUGCCAGCCAAUGGUGUUACCAUCUUUGUAUGCACAUCACUGUGCAAUAUUGGAAUAUUUUAUUGCAUUUUUAUUCUUAUAUGAAAAUAAGUGGAAAACAUAAAAUUGAAAGUGCUUAUGAGAUACCUGGGUUUCAUAAAUGUGACACACACUUGAGACACAGAAGGAAAUGAUCAGGAGUGCCAAGUCAAAAUGACAAGUCUUAAAUCCUCAUUGAAUGUUCACUGAACAUCCAAAAUGACUGGUUGUGUGUAAAAGUAAAAGAGGAAAAUGAAAUAUUUGGAUGAAACACUGGGAUCACGUUAUCAAAGAAUGUCUCUAAUGCCGGGGUGAAAUUUUUCAUUCUCUAGAAACAGAACCAUCCAUUAUAAUGUAAAUUUAUUCAGCUUCCACACACUCAACUUUUGUAUACAUUUUUAGGAAUACAUUAUGUAACAAAACCAUGAAUUUAAAUACAAUGAGAAUCAGAAACUAAAUUGUAGCUAGGUGUCCAAAGAGACAGUUAAAAAGUUCUCUAUAUGAUGCCUUGGGAGACAGCUGUGCGGCCACCAUCCUUCCCCAAGAUUUUACAAACUGGCUCAAUAGACAGUGAAGCUAUUAGUCAUAUUCACUGCCAUUGCCUUUGCCUCUAACUGUGCAAGGUACAUUGUCCUCCAGUUCCCAGGCCAGCACUGUUCCUUCAUCUUAUAUUAAAACCUGUGAGCAGACAACCCAACUAUAUGAGCAACACAGUAUGAAUACUGAGAGACUCUGAACAGGAGGUUUGUGUUGCAAUCAAAUAAUUUAACUUGACGUAUUUAAUGAUGUGAAUAAUCCCUAAUGCUUUGCCAUAAUUAGGCAAAGUAAUAGUAUGUAAAUGACUUCAAUAAAUAUUGUUACAAGUCAAGCUAAGUUACAUACCCUCUCCCCCUCUUUUGUCUUACUUUGUUAUUAAAAAAGAGAGAUCCUACUCUGUCCUACAUCACCUCAAUAGCUUGGAUUUUUAGAUCCCUCUCCCAUUUGCCCCUGGAAGUAAGUUGGUUUUCUGUGCUGUCUUUCAAAGCAUAGUGUGUGGUUUUGCAGCUGGUUGGCUGAAGAAGCAUUAGUAACAGAUUUAUUUCUAAGAAAGACAAGUAGCUAAUUUGGAUAACUCUAGAAGAUUCAUCCUAAAAAUCAGUCCUCAAUUUUGAGGAAUCUUCCUGUAUAAAUAUUUGCUUUGGUUUGAUAAAUAGUCUUCUAUUCAUUUCCAAGUGAGUUAUUAAGAAUAUAAAAUGGCCUUCCUCAUUCAUUCCUGAUGGCCAGAUACUAUGUUCACCAGAGUGGUAAGAGGAUGAGUAGGAGGUUGAAAGAUGUAUUCUGAAUUCUGAGGCAAAACUCAGAAUUAGUUUUCUCAUAGAAACUGUAAUAAAUAGGUUCCUUGGUGAGCUAACCAGAGCCCAUUUAACCCACAAUAUAGGAGAAAAUGUCUUAGCUAGCCAUGCAGUAAGAGUUAGCAUGAUGUAGAGAAAGGACAUGGCUUGGAAGUCAGGAAACCUGGAUUUUAUUUUGGACUGCUGAUGACUUGCUGAACUCACUUAACUUGACUCCCCAUCAUCUGUGAAGUAAAAUGUUUUGUGUUUAGUAAUAACCCAGGUCCCUUUACCUCUUUAAGUUUAGGACUAAGGCAAGGGGUAGGGAAUACCUCAUUCUGAUGAAGGAGGGAGACAACCUUACUAGACUCACCACCUAAUUAGCAAGGGAUCUUAUUAUGUGGCAACUCCCAUUCUAUGCCCUGUAUCAGUGUUAUGACAGAUCAGUUAAAAGAAAUGUGUCAGAAACAGUGAAAUGGGAACUGUACAAAGAAAUUAAUAGCUUUAGUUGCUCUUUGGUCUAAGAACCAAUGUUUUAAGUGAUUGCUUCCUAAAGAAAGAAUUCAGAACAAUUAUAAAAUUCUUCAGUAUCUAGAACACUUCAUCUAGAACAGAAAAGGUAGAGGUAGAAGGUGGUAAAUAACAAUAGAAAAGUAGGUUACUAACAAGACAAACAUAACAAAGUAGAAAGAAGAAAUAAAAUUUCAAAGAAAAGGUAGCUGAGGAUGGAAAUCAGAAGAUAUGUUGUCAUCUAUAGACCAAGACUUUUGA